Messenger RNA from Macadamia integrifolia, 1000 nucleotides. Its product is annotated as classical arabinogalactan protein 9. The transcript has 2 exons. The record is from RefSeq and is a predicted model, not a curated record. Lineage: Eukaryota; Viridiplantae; Streptophyta; Magnoliopsida; Proteales; Proteaceae. Gene Ontology annotation, cellular component: plasma membrane. Bases 107 to 772 code for a protein of 221 amino acids.
UCACUCCUCUCAUCUUCCUUCUCAUUCUCUCUCUACUCUUCCAUUUGCUCGGUGGUCCCUUUCCGGCCGUAGACAGUUCUAAGAUAAACGUCGUACGAAAAAGAAAAUGGAUCGGACCAAUGUCUGCGCUCUGAUCUUCAUCUGCAUUGCCGUGGUCGGCGUCGGAGGUCAAGCGCCGGCAGCAGCGCCCACUACCACACCGGCGCCACCUACUCCGGUGGCACCAGUUUCAGCACCACCCGCUGCUGCAACUGCGCCGACCACACCCAAAACCCCAGCUCCAGUGGCAACCACACCAACAGCGGCACCACCGACAGUAGUUGCAUCUCCGCCAGUGCAAGCACCCACGGCAGCUCCACCAACACCGGUUGUCACACCUGCUUCGCCACCACCGGCUGUGACCCCACCUCCAACUCCAGUUCCGGUGAGCUCUCCUCCACCUGCAUUACCUCCUCCAGUCCCAGCCCCAACCACCCCUCCUGCAGCUCCUCCACCAGCAGUUCCCCCACCUGCACCCUUGGCAGCACCACCUGCCCUAGUACCAGCACCGGCACCGAGCAAGAAGAAGAAGAAGAAAGCGAAACACGCACCGGCCCCCUCGCCCAUUGCCUUGAGCCCUCCUGCGCCACCCACCUCGGCACCUACUCCCAGUACUGACAGUAUCUCCCCUGGACCAGCUGCGGACGUGAACUCGAAUGGAGUAGAGAAGAUGUUGGGCUUGCAGAAUCUGUUGAUUUUGGGAGGAGCUCUCCUCUGUACCCUGCUUUUCUAGGAGAGACCAGGAACAGGAGCAGAGGAGCAGAGGAGCAGAUCAGCUCAGAUCUUCUUCUUCACUCAGGAUUCACUUUUGUUCUAUUAUUUUUGGGGAGGUUUGAUUUACUCCUCUCUGUUCUAGUGUUCCUCCUUAUCAUUCAUGAUGACUUGUUAUUUUUACGGACUAUUAUUUUGUUUCUCACUCUGAGGAGGUAUUUUAAUACAUUGGUGGAUCUUUACACAUUCA